This is a messenger RNA of Choloepus didactylus (southern two-toed sloth), 4034 nucleotides long. RefSeq names its product synaptotagmin 4 (gene SYT4). Gene Ontology annotation, molecular function: clathrin binding; phosphatidylserine binding; calcium ion binding. Gene Ontology annotation, cellular component: axon; synapse; membrane. The transcript is spliced from 4 exons. Bases 299 to 1576 code for a protein of 425 amino acids. Gene Ontology annotation, biological process: calcium-ion regulated exocytosis; regulation of calcium ion-dependent exocytosis; cellular response to calcium ion. The record is from RefSeq and is a predicted model, not a curated record. Lineage: Eukaryota; Metazoa; Chordata; Mammalia; Pilosa; Megalonychidae.
GGGCAGGUGCUGAUUUCAGCCCUGUAGCGUCAGGAUUGCGUCAAUUCGGGUUUCAGCCACGUCUAGAGUCUGGGGAGACAGCUUCUCAGAAGAGCCAAAACAGGAACAAGGGUGUCAAAUCACUGUGCGAGGGCGAGUGGACCUCCCUCUUUGCCUCCUCACUGUUCCAGGCGCAGGUCCCCUGAGCUGUGCGUUGUUGUUUUCAGCACUCGGGAAAGCCGGCGGCUUCGCGUCCUGGCAAGUGCAUCAAGCUGGGGAGUUUUCCGUUCAGCACCUCGGACAGAGUACGCAGCAAAAAAUGGCUCCGAUCACUACCACCCGGGAAGAAUUUGAUGAAAUCCCCACAGUGGUGGGUAUCUUCAGUGCAUUUGGCCUGGUCUUCACUGUUUCUCUGUUUGCAUGGAUCUGCUGUCAGAGAAAAUCAUCCAAGUCUAACAAGACUCCUCCGUACAAGUUUGUGCAUGUGCUUAAGGGAGUUGAUAUUUACCCAGAAAACCUAAAUAGCAAAAAGAAGUUUGGAGCAGAUGACAAAAAUGAAGUAAAAAAUAAACCAGCUGUGCCAAAGAAUUCAUUGCAUCUCGAUCUUGAAAAGAGAGAUCUCAAUGGCAAUUUUCCCAAAACAAAUCUCAAAGCUGGCAGCUCUUCUGAUCUGGAGAAUGUGACCUCCAAGGUCUUUUCAGAAGGGGAGAAAGAAGCAAUGUCCCCUGAUAGCUUGAAGUCCAGCACUUCCCUGUCUUCUGAAGAGAAACAAGAGAAGCUGGGAACUCUCUUUUUCUCCUUAGAGUACAAUUUCGAGAAGAAAGCGUUUGUAGUAAAUAUCAAGGAAGCACGUGGUUUGCCGGCCAUGGAUGAGCAGUCAAUGACCUCUGACCCAUACAUCAAAAUGACGAUCCUUCCAGAGAAGAAGCAUAAAGUGAAAACCAGAGUCCUAAGAAAGACCUUGGACCCAGCUUUUGAUGAGACCUUUACGUUCUAUGGCAUUCCCUACACCCAGAUUCAAGAGUUGGCCCUAAACUUCACAAUCUUGAGUUUUGACAGGUUUUCAAGAGAUGAUAUCAUUGGAGAAGUCCUUAUUCCUCUCUCAGGAAUUGAAUUAUCUAAUGGAAAAAUGUUAAUGAACAGAGAGAUUAUCAAGAGAAAUGUUAGGAAGUCUUCAGGACGGGGUGAACUACUGAUCUCUCUCUGCUACCAGUCUACCACAAAUACUCUCACGGUGGUUGUUUUAAAAGCCCGGCACCUACCUAAAUCUGAUGUUUCUGGACUUUCAGAUCCCUAUGUCAAAGUGAACCUGUACCAUGCCAAAAAGAGGAUCUCCAAAAAGAAGACUCACGUGAAGAAAUGUACCCCCAAUGCAGUAUUCAAUGAACUGUUUGUCUUUGAUAUUCCUUGUGAGGGUCUUGAGGAGAUAAGUGUUGAAUUUCUGGUUUUGGAUUCUGAAAGGGGAGCCCGAAAUGAGGUAAUUGGUCGGUUGGUCCUGGGAGCAGCAGCAGAAGGAACCGGUGGAGAGCACUGGAAGGAGAUCUGUGACUAUCCCAGGAGACAAAUCGCCAAAUGGCAUAUGCUCUGUGAUGGUUAGCAUCCUAGCUGUAAGUUGGAACUUAUAUGAUUUUUACUAGGCAAGGAGCAAUUUUCUUUCUUUGUGAUAUGUAACUGUAAGCUUGUGACCACAAGCUACCUUUUUAGUUAGAGAUGAAAUGAAUUAGCAGAUCAGAAAGUAACUGUAAAGUUGUAUUAUGAUAAUUUCCCCCUUUAUCUAGAGAAAUUGGAUAAAUUUUCUGAAGAUGUUAAAUCUUUUCUGAAGGGUAACGAUAUAAAUAAGAGAAGUCAAUCACUUUAUGAACACGGCACCAUAAUCUCAGAUUAUGGGUGUGGUUUGGAAGGUGACGACCUCAUUGGAAUAUGUCACUGGAAGUUAAUGUGAUUGUUAGGAUUUAGAAAUUAAAAGCAUGCUUUCCCCUUAUGAAAAUUCAUCCAUUUUCUUCAGGUUGGGAAAUCAGUUUUCUUUAAAUCCAAAGAUAUUGCAGAAAUGUUCUCUAGUUUGCUUUUCAUUAAUUAUGUCAUGUGCAAAUGGUUGUCCUGCAUACAAAAAUAUGUGGUCAUUUCUCUUUGGUUUGCAAUUGUUUGAUACAAUUCUAUCAUAAGAGGAGUAACUUAGGUUCAUUUUUAAAGGAUAGUGACCAAGCUGAAAAACCAUUUUAUCAAAGGGCUUAAUUGAAAACACUGUAGCUGAAAUAUGACUUUUUUUCCUCUUAAUGUUACCUGUGAGUCAAAACAUUGUAAAAUAUAAUCUCACAUAAAAAGCAUAAUCUUGAAUUAUUUACUGUCUUUCAUAAGCCUCAUGUGGCCUAAGAAACCCCUAUUUACCUUUGUGAAGUUGUCGACUUAGCUAAUGGAUAAAGAAUAAACUUCAGUUAGAAUUCAGUUAAAAAUACAGUUUUCUUGUUGGAAAUAUGUACAAUGUGCAGGUGUUCUUUCAGAGUCAUCCUUUGUACCCAGAGAUGGCAUUGCUAACUAAGUCUUCAUUUAGCUUGUUCUCCCUGACAAAUGACUAAGCUAUUUGGAAAUGAAAUAAAAUAAAAUAAAAAGACUGUGAAGUUUUAACCAUUUCCAGAUAGAAAGUGUUACAUAAAACCAACAAACUAAGUGUUAAGACUAAAAAAUAGUUAAAACAGCAAGCCUAAUAUAAUUUACAUAUGUUCGCACACAUAUAUUUAGGCUGUCAAAUUAGCACAACAAAGUAUGUGUUUCCUAUCUUUUCUAGGCUAAUUUGUCUUGAGCUGUUGUCUGUGGAACAGUUUAUAGACUUGUAUCUUGUACCAUUUUUCAGUGUCAGGGUUCUGAAAUUCAUUUAAAAACUUUUAGAGUAAAGCAGUGCCAUGUGAUUAUUUGGAAAGAAUUAACUUAAGGGUAACUUCACUAUAUUUGAGUUUUUAGAGAAAUAGUGUGAAAUUCGGGUAGAGGUGAAUUAUUAAAUAUGCAAGUUAGAAAUAGUCUUCUGAAAAAUUUACAUUUUUGAGUCUUUCAGGUUUUGUGUCAGUACUUUAGCAGUUUUUGAGAAUGUGUUUGAUAUGACAGUGUUUGUAAAAUUCUAUGAAAAUGCAUUUUCAAAACAACUUAUACAUGCUUUUUAUGACUGCCUAAUGUAAAAAAAAAUGUAUUACAUUCCAUAUGUACAAAGAUGAAAAAAAUCAACCUCUUCUUUUUUGUGCUUUAAGCUGACUUUGGGGUUAAAAAGAAAAAAAAAUACAUCUCUAUCACUGUCUUCAUCCCUCCACAAAAUCACCUCAAACAUCUUGGUCCGCUCAGCAUUUCUGUGAAAGCAACAGGAAGCAAGUUGUAGCUAGUUUGUGGUUUGGAGAAGUCAGGUGGCCUUUUUAUUUAUGUAUAUUUUGAUAUCUAAGGCCAUUAAAUAGAAUUUAUUCUGAAGCUCUGCAAGAUGGUAAGUGAGGAAUCAGACGUUAAUGGUGUUAUCAACUUAAGAAUGGUUGUUGGAGAAUUGUGUGAAUUUUUCUUUAAGUGGAACAACAAAACCAACAACAAAUAAUAAAUUUUAAAAUUACAAUGGAUAAUUUGUAAAUAGUUUUUAUUUUAGCUUUUAAAUUUUAAGGUGUUUUUGAGUGUGAAAAGUCGAGUAAACUAUUUGCAACUGGUUUUAAGAAAAAAAAAGAUGAAAAACAAGAAAGGAAACAGGCAGGGACAUAUGUGAUCCCAUCAUCUUCUAAAAUUUUUACCGUUUUAUAAUGUAUUUACAAUGUUAAUGUGGGUAUCUUGAUCUGUUACAAAUCCUGCACUGUAAUAAACAUGUAAAUUAAUUGUUUGUCUGAUUAGCCAAUCUAAACACCCCACUGGGGCAGCAUCCAUAUUUGAAAAACUGUGUAACUCAGUAACUGACUUGUUCUGUUGUCGUAACUUAAUAGAAGUGAUUUGGAAGGAAGCAUGGUGUGUGAGACGGUGUCUGUUCUUUCGUGACAGCUCUGUAUGGUAUUUGUAAGACCAUGUUUGUAAGACAUGAAUAAAUUGCUGCUUUUGUCCAA